AUGAUCCUUUCGGUCAACAUAACUCUCGUCCCUCUGUGUGUUGACUUUACCAGUCCAGGAGACUAUUUCCUUUUUAUUUUUCACAUCUCGGCCGGGGUGAGCACCAUCCUUGUGGCCGGUUCCGUGGCAUGGGGCAUCGUUAACACGCGUUCACUGUUAAGACAAAAUCGGUUUAUAUUCAUGCUGAACACGUCUAUCUGUGAUACACUGACGGGCUGUAGUAUUUUCUAUCAGUACCUGUUCGAUGUGCAGACGGGCUUCCCUUCUAAAAAUGGGACGUACUACAUUUUACCCUCUCUUCUUGGAGUUAAUAUCAUGACAUUUCUAUUCGCCCAGUUUGAUCGAUAUUUUGCCAUUUGUCAUCCAUUCUUUUAUGGUCGCUUCAUCACCGCGAAAGUGGUUAUAUGUGUCAACGUGUACAGCUGGGUGCAUGUAUACGGCCAGUUGUUCAUACAGCACAUGGUGCCACUUUCUAAAGCCAUAGACCUCGCAGUAUACAGCAGAAUCAGUUUGCAGGUUAUAAUUAUCACAAAAGUAUUCAUGACAGUUAAGCUGCUCAUUGUGACUAAGAACCAGCUGCUGCGAGAGCCGCCGGGCCCGGAGAGAGACAGUAAGAAAGAGUCUUUGUUGAUCGUAGUGGUGGUUGUGGUGUUUUUUCUGCUGCUGUGGGGCCCAUCCGUGCUCUACACGGUUGUGUCUUCGCUGACGGGUAAAUAUCUCGACAUCAAAAACGACGCAUUAAACCCAAUGAAAAUUUUGUCCAGGAGCAACGCUCUGUGUACUCCGUCCCUCUACCUGUGGGCGAGCCCUUCGCUCAGGGAGGCCGUGUGGAAAACGGUGUGGAGCAAAGUCUGCUGCUGCAAACGGCCCAAACGGUUGGUGGGGCAAAUCACUUGA
Messenger RNA from Toxotes jaculatrix (banded archerfish), 897 nucleotides. RefSeq lists its product as uncharacterized. Gene Ontology annotation, biological process: G protein-coupled receptor signaling pathway. The transcript has a single exon. Lineage: Eukaryota; Metazoa; Chordata; Actinopteri; Toxotidae. Bases 1 to 897 code for a protein of 298 amino acids. The record is from RefSeq and is a predicted model, not a curated record. Gene Ontology annotation, cellular component: membrane. Gene Ontology annotation, molecular function: G protein-coupled receptor activity.